AUGGACGAUUUGAGCCGUUCCUUUUUCAAGGAGCAAGUCAAAUUGAAGGAAACCAAUAUAGCUGCAUUCUUAGAUGCCGGACUGGAUAGCUUGGGCAAGCUUGAUGAGAUAGACAAAGUCAAGAGCGAUUGCAAGUACCUAGUCUCGCUCUCUCAACCCUGUCUCAUCAGUCAACAGCGGAUGGAGACCAUUCGAAACCUCUACUACAACCUGGACAAAUGGUCUGCCGAGUACUCAAAUUCUAGUGAAAUUCUCAACCGUUAUGGCGAUCUCAAACUCCUACAAGAGAGCCAACAAGCAGAAGCAGAUGCUAAAUUAAACGAUAUACAUGCCAUACAAGAGUCUGAGGGAGAGAUUCUGCAUGAGCUCGCAGGAGCAGAGGCAAAACUCCUGGAUUUAGAGAAGCAAGUACUAGAAUAUAAGAAGUUCGUAGCCGACCGCAAGAACCGACUUGCUUCCACUCAAUCCCAAAUAUUGAAGCUAUGUCUGGAUGUACAAGCAAUGCAAAUGAAUGCAAUUAAGGCUGCUGCAGACCAAAAGUCUCUGGCAGAUGAAGUGGAGAAGGCGAAGAGAGAUCGGAGUCACCUUGAGGAGCGCUGGCAGAAUAUCUCCUCUGAGUUACGACUUAAUUAG
This is a messenger RNA of Dovyalis caffra, 633 nucleotides long. Lineage: Eukaryota; Viridiplantae; Streptophyta; Magnoliopsida; Malpighiales; Salicaceae. The record is from the annotation of a GenBank genome assembly.